AUGAGCCACAAGGCGAAGAAUCUCUCAUACGAGAAGCCAGAGCCCUCGUUCCUCCGUAAAUUGAGAAAUCAAUAUGGAGAUGGCGGCGAAUACCACCGCAGCGCGCCGAAUCCGCGUCCUACCAAAGCAAAAUAUGUCGAAGACGAAGACGACGGACCUACUUAUGUUGACGAAGAAAGUAACGAAGUCAUCUCGAAAGACAGAUAUUUGGAGAUGGUAGAAGGGCCCAAGGAUGAAACCGCUGGUUCUGGGGAAAAAGGAGAAGAGGAUGGCCAGCCUGGGGCUACGAAGAAUAGCGCAGGUGAAGAUGAGGCCGAAGUGGGCAACCGACCUUCCAAGUCAAAGCAAAGCGUAGCAGAGAUUGGAGCCUCGAAAAAGAGGAAGCAAGGCAAGGUUGUAGGAGGCGGCGAUGGUCCCGAGGACUCCAAGACACCUCAGCCGCAGUCUGAUAAUGCGCCGAAGAGAAAGAAGAACACGAAGAAGAAGAUCAAACUCUCGUUUGACGAUGAAGAAUGA
Messenger RNA from Arthroderma uncinatum, 516 nucleotides. RefSeq lists its product as uncharacterized. The record is from RefSeq and is a predicted model, not a curated record. Lineage: Eukaryota; Fungi; Ascomycota; Eurotiomycetes; Onygenales; Arthrodermataceae. The transcript has 2 exons. Bases 1 to 516 code for a protein of 171 amino acids.